Molecule: messenger RNA, 1989 nt
Organism: Gavia stellata (red-throated loon)
Lineage: Eukaryota; Metazoa; Chordata; Aves; Gaviiformes; Gaviidae
Gene: PLEKHN1
Product: pleckstrin homology domain containing N1
Exons: 15
Coding region: 1-1989 (662 amino acids)
Biological process (GO): positive regulation of apoptotic process; 3'-UTR-mediated mRNA destabilization; response to hypoxia
Cellular component (GO): cytoskeleton; mitochondrial membrane
Molecular function (GO): phosphatidylserine binding; cardiolipin binding; phosphatidic acid binding
Source: RefSeq, a predicted model, not a curated record
AUGGGGAACAUAACUUGUGUUCCUCAGGCACCCGGGAGGCUCAGAGGCUCUUUCAGAAGGAAGCCUUCGCUGAAGAAAGAACAAAAUGGCAAGAAAAAACUGCCCAGCUUUUUUGGUAUAGAAGGCGGGCGGGAGAGAGAUACGACCACAGACAAAAUCCUGCAGUAUAUUCCAGGAAAGAAUAUUCAGAACCAGGAAAACCAGAAAGAAAACUUGGACCAGAGGUUCCCCAGCCUGUUCAAGAAGGGACGAAGGAAAACGAUUGUCAGGAAUCUGGGGAAAAUGAUCUAUUACUCCAAGGUCAAGUUUAAGUUCCAGCACUGCCAGGAGGUGAAUGACUGCUUCUUGGAGCUGUUCCAGUCUUACCUGUACUUCCAGUCUAUGGGCUCCAAUGGACUCACCUACCAGGGACUGCUGCCUUUGAAAGAGCUGAAUGUGUGUGAAAUUGAGACUGGGAAGAGCACUGGGCAGGAGGAUCACGCUUUCCGCAUUGCAGGUCCUCUGCUGAAUCCCCUUAUCGUGUUCUGCCCUACUGAGUCAGAGCUGAAGCAGUGGCUUUAUCACCUGGAGAAACAGAUCCAGCUGAACGGCGGAAGCCUUGGCUUGCCCUUCCUCUCUCAGAACGACUGGAAGCAGAGCUCCAUGGGGAAGGAGGAGCUGCGGUGGUCCGUGCAGAACAUGCCUGUCCAGGAGUGGAGAGGGACCCAGCGGGAAUCCCUAGGCGAUGUCCUCUGUGUUUCCAAAGUGAAGCUGCAGCAUCUGCCUUUCCAGGAGCAGCAUGACCGGCUGUUGGUGCUUUACCCGUCCACACUGGUGAUAGUAUCUGAAGAGCGCAACAGUCUCUGUUUUAAGGGCGAGCUGCCACUCAACGCCAUCCAAGUGCUUUUUGAAGAGAACGAGAAAACCUCCUUUUUAAUAGAAGGCCGACUAAUCAAUUCGAUCCGGGUGAUCUGCCGCAGCUAUGACGAUUACCAGGAGUGGCUCUACUGUCUCAAAACAGCGCAGUUUCGAAACGCCGACUCCUCCCUCUCCGGAUCAGAGAGUUUCUCGGGAUCAAAGCUGCCACACCCCGGCCAGUUUGCCGGCAGCGGGAGAGGAUCGCUCACUUCUGAUUGCCGUACAAACUCCUGGGCGUCGGGAGGGAGAGUGGCCACCUUAACACACCUCUCCCAGAACAGCGGCUCUCUUCCUGAUGGACAGUCCUUCUCGCUGAUGCCUGAGAGCAGGGUGCUCGAAGACCCCGUCUCCCCUGGCUAUUCCCAGCCUCUCCAUUGCCUGGCACAGGCCAGCUGGCCAAGCACAGGGCUGGCCACACAGGACCUGCGGAGGGGGGGCAGCGCCAGAAAGUCCAAGGGCAAAUGUGGGCCUUGUGGCCAGCAGCUGCCCAGCCAGGACACGGAGAGGACCAUCUGCAGCCUUAUUCCUGAAAACCCCAACGGCGAGCUUCUGUCCUCGGUGUACAACGAGCCGUACUCCACGCACAGCUCGCAGCAUCACCCUGCAGCUCGCCCACCACACCUGGACCUGAGCAAUUUCCUGCAGUGUCACGGACAGACAGGUUCAGCACAGGCAGACGGAUGCCCAGCCCUCCCGGUACCCCAGCAUCUCUCUCUGCAGAAGAGGAGCUGCCAGCCCCUGCCCAGCAGUCACUGCAGAGAGGUGCCUGCGGCUCCGAGUUACAGCAUGCCCGGCACCUCAUGCCGUCUCCAGCUGCGGCCUCCGGCUGAUGCUUCUUAUCUUGAAGAGGUCUCUUCUCUUCGAGAGGAAUGUCUGGGCCCUUCAUUGCAGCCACCAGAUGGGAAUUUCGGCACUUACGACCUGCCAGAGGCCAGCGGCUCACACCGCGACUCCGCAGCCUACCAUGACUAUGCCGAGCUCCAGAGCUUCCAGAGCGACUUCAGCUAUGACAACCUGUGGGAAGCCGAGGAGAAGGAGCUGGGCACCCCGCACGCCUCCCCAGGACCCAGCCAGCAGUUUUACCAGGCCUGA